UCUUUGUUCCAAGAUCUCUUUCAGAUCUUCAGGCCUGAAUUUAUGGAACUACGGGACUUACACCGACAUCCAGUAGAGAGAACUCAUCAGUAUGGUCUCUGUUGUUUGUUUCUAUCAACUCUAGUUUAAAGCUUUUGGACAACUGGUGGAAGAUGGCAGCAACUGGGGGUCGAGUGCUGGCAUUCCUGGGCCAGGUCCGCGCUCUAGGGCAGCGGGCAAUCUCAAGCGGCACUUCUGCGGAAGGCGAGGAUGGCACAGCCCGCAUGUGGAAGGCGCUUACUUACUACGUUGCUCUCCCCGGUGUGGCGGUCAGUAUGCUGAAUGUGUACCUGAAAUCCAGGGAAUCUCACCCGAGGCCCAAGUUCAUCCCCUACAGCCACCUUCGAAUCCGGAGUAAGGCUUUCCCGUGGGGAGACGGAAACCACACUCUGUUUCAUAACCCUCACGUCAAUCCUCUGCCAACGGGUUAUGAAGAUGAUGACAACGACGUCUACUAAGGAAAAGCUGAAGCCCGCUCCAGUCCUGGAACCCGCUAUAGCUCCUCACACCACCUCUUCCUCUCCAGGUUUAGGCUCCCAGGUUCUUUUCCCUUCCUUAUAUCAAGCAAUGAAAAAAUAAGGCUGAUGCUUGUUAUAGGAAUGGCUUAAAUAAAUCACUCUUAACACGGA
This is a messenger RNA of Monodelphis domestica (gray short-tailed opossum), 668 nucleotides long. RefSeq names its product cytochrome c oxidase subunit 6A1, mitochondrial-like. The record is from RefSeq and is a predicted model, not a curated record. NCBI's taxonomy places the organism in Eukaryota, Metazoa, Chordata, Mammalia, Didelphimorphia, Didelphidae. Gene Ontology annotation, cellular component: mitochondrial inner membrane; respiratory chain complex IV. Gene Ontology annotation, biological process: mitochondrial electron transport, cytochrome c to oxygen. Gene Ontology annotation, molecular function: enzyme regulator activity.